This is a messenger RNA of Physcomitrium patens, 2846 nucleotides long. Its product is annotated as E3 ubiquitin-protein ligase pub1. Gene Ontology annotation, cellular component: cytoplasm. Lineage: Eukaryota; Viridiplantae; Streptophyta; Bryopsida; Funariales; Funariaceae. Gene Ontology annotation, biological process: protein polyubiquitination; ubiquitin-dependent protein catabolic process. Gene Ontology annotation, molecular function: ubiquitin protein ligase activity. The record is from RefSeq and is a predicted model, not a curated record.
UGCUGUCUUAAAGCCUUGGUAUCUAUUCUGCCACAGUGCCGCCCCCUUGCUUCAAGUCGGGCGUAGUCGGGAUAGGUAGCCUUGCGGUCUUUUUUCGCAAAGCAUCUGGUUAAUCUUUUGCUCUUUUUCGGAAACAAUUUGUUAUUAGUUGAUGCGCAUGCGUCUCGUUCCAUCAAUCGAUUCCAUCUCCUCUGCCAUUGCCUUAAGAGUUGAUUUCGUUUCCGGUGACUAGCGUGUGAUGUUGUGGCGGCUCAAUUCGACGGUUAAUCUGUAUUCCGAGGAUAUUGUGUAAAUUUCAACGAGGGUUGAGACGGUUUUGAUGACAACGGUGAGUAGGGCUUUGAGGUUGCGAGUAGGUUGCAGGACAGGAAAGCGGAGAGCCUGAUCAGAGGAGGCUCGAGGUUCCCUGGGAGACAGUCUAGAGGUGUAGGGUGAAGUGUCGAGGAGAGGAGCUGGCUUAGAGGUUGAGGCAGUUGAAUUGGUGGCUUCGUUUGGAGGAGUUGAGGUGGCAGGCCUGGCGGAAUUGGUGGAAGUGUGCGAGUUGGACUGAACCAGGGUCGUUGAGUUUUAGGAGAGAGGCGGAAUUCGGAGUGGUGCAGUGGUCGGGGAGUUUUGCAGUGAAUAAUCAGGCGAGUGGCGGCUUGUGGGAUUGGAUGGAAUUGAAUUUGUAAGGUGCGACGUGAUGGGGCAGAAAAGGAGUUCAAGGUGAGUGUGCAAGAGUUGGAGGAGAUGACCUCAGGGAGAGAGAUGACAGGGUAAAGAAGACGGAGAAUAAGGGCUUUUAGGUUUGAGGUAAGAGCAAGGAGGACAUGGUGGGAGUAGACCAGGCCGUCGGAGGCGACUCUGGUCUUCACCCCGUCUGUAUGUUGCUAUGGGCUUGGGUGACGACAAUGACGAUGCUGCUGUCCUUUUCGGUGUGUGCAUGGCACAGACGACGUAUGCAACGUAUGCGAGAAGCUGGAGAUUUAGCUGCAGCUAUUCGACUAUCCAUGAAUGACAAUCAGCAACAAAUCGUCGUCAAUAUUCCCCCUGGCGCUAUCCCUGCUCCAAUUGUCAGAAUUGAUAGCUCACGUACUCAGGAUGCCAGAGUCUCACCUGCAGCUGAUGUGCCCAGCAUCAAGAUUAUACAUGAGCUCAAGGACAGCUUGAGUAUCGGCUCACUCUUCAAAAUGAAGCGCGACUGGCUGGCGAGAGAACUGUCUAAAGGAAAGGAUGGUAGCAAGGGUAAACCCUCUCCUGCAAGGCAUGAGCGGAGGCUUUUGCAGAUUGUUGUGCGUAGAGACCACGUUUUCCAGGAUUCUUACCUGCAGUUCGCAUCCCUCAGUGAUGACGAUUUGCGGAAUCCCCUGUCGAUUCAUUUUGUUGGAGAGGUGGGACGGGACGAUGGAGGUGUCACCCGCGAUUGGUACAGUGUGCUCGCGAAAGAGAUAUUCAAUCCACAAUAUGCGCUAUUUACUCAUAGUGCAGUGGAUGACUACACAUUCCAGAUCAAUCCAAAUUCAGGCAUCAACCCUGAUCAUCUGGACUUCUUCCGAUUCAUUGGCACAAUAGUUGGCAAGGCUCUAUACGAUGGUUGUCUUUUUGUUGCCCAUUUUACCAGAUUUGUAUACAAACAGAUUCUGGAUGAACCAGUUACUUAUCAUGACAUGGCCUCUGUCGACGUGCAGUUUUACGAGAGCCUUUGUUGGCUUCUUCAGAACAAAUUGGAAGGCAUGGACUUGGGUUUGACCUUCUCUGUUGACACGGAUAAUUUUGGCUCCUAUGAAGAAAUUGAGCUCAAGAAGAACGGAAAAGAAAUAGCUGUAACAGAGCAAAAUAAGCGAGAGUAUGUCGAUCUGUUGACAAGCUGGCGUCUGAAAGAAAGUGUAGAAGCGCAAUUCGGAGCAUUUCGAAGUGGAUUAUCUCGGAUAGUAGACCCAGCUCUUCUGCAGCACUUCGAUGAGGCAGAGCUCGAAUGGCUUAUUGGGGGGCUGCCAACUAUCAAUGCUGGUGAUUGGAGGAAAAACACGGUAUACAAGGCAGGGUUUAGUGACUCUCCCGACUGUCAUGUAAUUAGGUGGUUUUGGCAGUUGGUUGAAUCUUGGGAUCAGGAAAUGCGGGCAAGGCUCCUGCAGUUUGUUACUGGCACAUCGAAGGUUCCGUAUCCUGAAGGUUUCAAGGGUUUGCGAGGUAGCGAAGGAUUAAGAAUGUUCCACAUUGUUCGCGUUUCAGACUCCACAAGGUUACCGCAGGCGCAUACAUGCUUCAACGAACUGAUACUACCCGACUAUGAUUCAUAUGAAGAAUUACAAAGGAAUCUUAAUACUGCCAUCUUUGAGACAGGAAACCAGUUCCAGCUUCGUUAGUCGUUGUCCAUGAAUUACUUUCUCGUCCUUGAUUUGAUAAGGCAUUAGCGUCAGCGCAAUUUUAUGCAGCGCAAUUGGUCAUGGUUACCCAGAGCUGGAUUGAAGAUACUCUGGCAAAGGUUCCACUGUAUAACAGCCAGUGACAAGUUAACGGUCAAUGCGGAUGUGUGUUGGUUAAGAUUUCAACGCCCACAUCCUUUUUCGUUUUUUUUUUUUUUUUUUUUUUUUUUUCUGUCUACGAAUAUGUAGGCCGACGGGCAACUGAGAUUGAAUACGAGUUAUCAAAUAGAGGACUUGACAAACAAGUCCUAUUCUUGGAUUUGCAGUUUUCUGCAAACCUAAUCAACAAUGUUCGUAGAAGUCGCCAAUUAUUACACAGCUAUUCUAUGCCGUUAAAACUUUUUUUCGGAGAGUUUAGAUGAUACCUGUACUGAUUACAGUUCUUGUUGUGGAUCCCUAUCUGUACACAUCCUGUUAUAAAGAAUUACGGUUUUCCUGAUG